Molecule: messenger RNA, 5810 nt
Organism: Nilaparvata lugens (brown planthopper)
Lineage: Eukaryota; Metazoa; Arthropoda; Insecta; Hemiptera; Delphacidae
Gene: Ada3
Product: transcriptional adapter 3
Exons: 10
Coding region: 53-1501 (482 amino acids)
Biological process (GO): regulation of transcription by RNA polymerase II
Cellular component (GO): SAGA complex
Molecular function (GO): transcription coactivator activity
Source: RefSeq, a predicted model, not a curated record
UUAUUUCCGUUUCAAUUACAGGCCGAUAAAAAGACAUUACCAAUCUACAAACAUGAAGCAUGUUGUUAAAAAGGGCGUGAAGCCUAAAGAUAACACAAGGAGUAAUGUAAAUGGUGCAAGCAAUGUGCUGUCAAAAAUGAAGGAUGGUCGAUUCCAAAAAGCAAGUGAUCCAGUAGAGGAAUGUGUCCUCUCAUUUCCGGAUCUCAGGAUUAUGACCAAGGCAAAACUGCCUUGCAUGACAUCCAUUCUCCUGAGAUCGAAAGAGGAAAACAUCAAUAUGGCCGAUCUCAAUCAACUUCAAGAAGAGCUAGAAACCAUGCUGUCCAGUGUUGUGAUUAGGAAAAUGAACCUGAACAACGAAAUCGAUAUACUGAAUAACAUGGAAGAUAAGAAAGGAAGUUUACCUAUCAGUAAUAAAACCAACCAACCUAAAAAAAAUGAAGAAAGGACUUUAUUGAAGAUUGGUAAACCGUUCAAGGAUUCAAGAAAUUCAAAUAGUCACAAAAAUAAACUCAAAUCAUCUUCGAUGUUGAAUACUGAUUCUGAAGCAAUGUCCGAUGCCGAUGGAUUAAGCAGUGCAAUAGCAAAAAUGAACGAAACUGCAAAUAAAUUUUGGGCCUAUGUCGAGCAAUUUUGUGGAGAUAUAUCUGCUGAAGAUAUCAAGCUUCUCAAGGAACUGAUUGAAAGUUGUGAAAAAGAAGCACAAGCGAGAAAGAUUCCACCACUUGGAAAGCAUUAUACUCAGGUUUGGAACGACGAAGAUAUCGCUGACGAACGUGAUGUUUCAAAAAUGAAGAGGAAAGCUGAUGGUACCCCAGCAGCCACAACCACCUCAAUUACCGAGCCCAAAGACACCAAAGAUUAUUCCAAGAAAGGCGAAAAAAUUUGUAUGAAAGAUCGCAUUCCUGGACCACUGGCACAACGCAUGAUCUCAGCUGUUCUAGAAGAGAAUCCUUCAUUAUCUCUUGCUCUAUUCCAGGGGAGUAGAAUAAAAACGAAUGACGAUGAACCUCUUGCGAAAAGACAAAAACUAGAUAUGUCAUCACCAGACAUAGAAAGCAAAGGAGGUGAAAAUACAGUACCAAAUUCAUUCAAGAAGAUUCCACUUCUUCAUAAUACAUUGUGUUUUGAACGAAACGCUCGCAAAAAUUUGGAAUUGAUUGGUUUUUUGGAUCCUCUACCUUCUCAGGAGGAAGACGAUGAGAUUCUCACCGAAAUCAAAAAAUGCCAAGAAGAACUAAAGACGACAGCGCUGAGAAAUCUUUCCGUUUAUAGAAAGUUACUGAAAAAGGCAGAAGCUGAAAUGGCACGUGCUCCUCUACGCAAUGAAAUGAAACAAAUCGAUGCUGAAAUAAUAGAAAUUUAUAAGAAGAUUGCUGACACGAAGUUGAAGAAAAAAGCAGUUGGAGAGAAGGUGAAGAAGCAAGCAUGGAAACUCAUCAACGACAGAGAGUCUUUGCAGAAGCGGUUAGAUGCCCUAGCUCCAGAGCUCACAGUCUGAUUAUUUGUCAUUUAUUUGUAAAACAUAGGGCCAUUUUAAUCAUGUGAGAUACUGAUAAUGCAUUAGGCCACACAUUAGCGAAUUUAUAUGGUGACGCUAGUCAUAGAGGCCUCGAGCGUACAAUGCAUUUAAAUAAUUAUAUUAUUGUAGCUGGCUCUAAAAAAGUUCAGGCAACACUGAGUCGUAUAAAUAAUGUACCAUCAACAGCAGUAUGAGUUGAUAAGGACAAUAUACUGGAUGAGGACAAAUAUCGCCUUGAUAAAUCCUAUUAUCUAGAUAAGAGUCCCCAUACAACAAAAGGCCAAUAUGAUAAUUCGAUUAAAUAAAAGCUAGCAAUUGCUAAUUCUAAGUCAUUUCCAAGCAAAUGCUACGAUUUGAAUCACCUGCAUAAUACGAGCAUAUAUUUAAUCAAAUUGAUCAAAUUGAUUUUAUAUGAUCAAAUUGGCUAUAAAUAACUAGCUUUGACUGGAGGUAAGAACUACUAAAUUAAUAAGUGAAAUUAGUGAAAGUGUAAUAAGUAAAAAAUAUCACUACCCUACGUGUUCAGCUAUGCUUUUCAACGAAUUGGGUCACAUCUUUAGCGUACUUUUCUGUUUAAAUAUGGGAAUGGGCCCCAGUGCCAUGAAACUCGUCAAAAUUUCACCAAACAUAGAAACAUAAACGUGCUAGUAGUGUUGUAAAACAUAAAGUGUACUUAUUAUAUCACUUAGCAAUAAUAUUCAAGUUAGAAUUUAUACUUUGGGUGAAGUCUGUCCGCAAUUUUAUGUGUAAUAUGUUCUACAUGUAUAAUGAAUUCGAAUUAUUGAUAAAUUUUUAUCUGUUAUUUUUACUAGAUUUGUCGACGCGAAAUAAUUUCAAUUGCAAUGUUUUUUUCACUUAAUGAUUGGAGCUCUUUCAAGAACAAUAAUAAUUUUAGACACAUAUUGAACAUUUUAAAUACAUGUGUUCAGUCUCCACUUCAAAAGCGCUACUGUUUGUCAUUUUAAAAAAUCUGCUCUACUGGCUGUUCUCAAUUAAUAAUGAUUGCAUACCGAUAAAUCAAGUGAAAAUCACUUGUUUUCAAAACACUGUAGAGAUAGAGAAAUUGAUAUUUAUUUCUUGAUAUUCAUAAUUGAUGUAACUCAUUGAUAUUCAUUUUCAUAUACAACACUACCCUAGUAGUACAGUGUAUUUACAGUGUAUUUGAUAUCCAUAUUCUCUCAUUUAUUUUAUUUAGAUUCUAAUAUAAUAUAGAUUAUUUAUUUAUUCUCAUAUUUUUAAUGAUACUGACUCCAAACGAUGCACCUUCUUCUAUUUCAAGCUUCAAAUGAUUAUAUAAUUUUAGAUUCUUCGAUAUUUUAUAUUUUUCAAAUUUAUAUUAAAUGUACUUAAUUUAAAGUUAUUCUGAAAUUCAUAAAAUAAAUAAUUCCUUUCUAAUUGAAUAUACAGUGUAUUUGAUAUCCAUAUUCUCUCAUUUAUUUUAUGUAGAUUCUAAUAUAAUAUAAAUUAUUUAUUUAUUUAUUCUCAUAUUUUCAAUGAUACUGACUCCAAACGAUGCACUUUUUUUUAUUUCAAGCUUCAAAUGAUUAUAUAAUUUUAGAUUUUUCAAAUUUAUAUUAAAUGGACUCAAUUUAAUGCUAUUCUGAAAUUCAUAAAUAAUUCCUUUCUUAUUGAAUAUAAGAUUGAAGUAAAUUAUUAUGAAAUGUUUUAUUCCUUCACUUUAUCGAACACAUUCAGGCAUUAAUAUUUAUUUAUUUAUCUAUUUAUUUAUUCACAAUGGAGACAACGGGAUGCCCCAAAUAUAUCUAUUUUACAAUAAAAAUCUUACAAAUACAAAUGAUAAAAAAUAAUACAAAUGAAAGAUAUUAUACUUAUGCAAAAAGAAAUAAUACAGAUAACAAAAAUCGUACCUAACUCAAGAAAUUCAAAAAUGUCAAAACUUAUUUUUCUAAAAUAAAAAUCGAAGAAUUCAUUAACAAAUAUUGAUUGAAGGUGGAUAUUAUUGUAUAAAACUUUCUGUGCAAUCAAGAUUUAAACCACUAAUCAUUAGUUUGCAAUGAAAACAGGAACACUAGAAAACCUUGAGAAACGUGCGCCUUCAAAGAAGAAUCAGUACAAACGACAAUGCGGCAUUUACGUUUAGCAAAAUCUAAUUUUUAGCGUUAAAUUAAUUUUGUUUUUAUUUUUGGCCCCUUUAGAAUUAAUUUUAAUAAUUUUAUCAAACUAAAUCUGGUUUUAUCAACGCAUUUGAUUUUUUUUUAAAUGUAGCCUAUCAGUAAAACUUGACGGAUAGUUGAAUUUUGUUUUGGUUUAGAUCAAACAAUAUUAGUAUCUGCCAUUAGUCUUGCAAAAGCACUUUAAUCCAUAAAGAUGAUUUUUUCCGUUCUAAUUUUUUAUUUAUUUAUUCAUUUUAUCGUAUCAAAUAUCUAGUUUCAAUAACAAAAAAGUGUGCAUGAAAUGCAUUUGUUCUCAAAUUUCAAUUUACCGUUUUGUAAUGCAUUAAAUGAAAAAAAUCUUUUGUGAUGUUCUACAAGCAUACACCAUCGAAUGAAAUUGAAUUCCAAAUCUGAAAAUGAGUACAAUCAGUCUAAUAUGAUAUCAUAUUCAUUCUUCAAAGAACUUAUCACCAUAUGAAUAAUUUAUGUGUCAGAUUAGUAUUAGUAGUACUUAGAAUGUAACUACAACAUUAUUCGAAAGUGAAUUUUGUAGAUAAUACUGCUUGUUUGUGGAAACCGCUAUGAUAUUGUUCAAGUUUUGUAUGAUUUAAACAUUAUAUAAGUAAGUCUAGAAUAGAUUAACUUAAUCUUGUAAAAUAGCAAUACUAAUUAAAUGUAUAUAAGCUAUAGUUCAUAUUCAUCACUAAUGAGUACUAUAGUGUUGUGUGUGCACAUAUAUAGUAAUUUGAAGUAAUUAGGUUAAUACGUACGGUGUAAAAAAGCGUAAUCAGAUUUUUGAAUUAAUGGGAAUCAUUAUUCAGAUGUAAUUAUUAUCUUGAACAAUUAUUGUAACCCAAGUUUUUGUGAUAUGUAUAAUAUUAGUCAUAAUAUGUAUUUACUAAUUGAAAUGGUUAAUGAUGCUGGUUCAUUAAUAAUCGUAUUUUCAAUGGUAAAAUAUAAUAUGAGCAUGUUAAAUGAUCAAUAUUAGAGGGAAGAUAUUGAAUAUCGAUUUUGUGCUUUAUAUUGUGUAAUACCAUAAUGUAGCCUAAAUUAUUCUAUGUAAUAUGAAGCCUGAAAUCCGAUUUAAUGGAAUAUAAUAAUAUUCAUGGAGUACCGGUAAUCAUCCUUUGUUUGAUUUAUACUUCACAGAUUAUUUGUUAUUUUCACCAAUGGUAAAAAUAAAUAACUAGUGACCCUUUGGGCUGUAGAACUCGCUCAAAAACCUAAAGUUGUUUUGUAAUCUUUGAAACCCGCAACUUUCAAUUAUAGAGUUGGUGAAAAUCAUGAAAAUAGCUAAAUAUUUCUUUCACAAGUAUAAUUUGACAGGAGGUUUAAUUGGAGAACCUAUUUGAAAUUAAAAAUUACUCUGUCGCUUCAACAUUUUUGUCCCUCAUAUGAUUUUAAACUUAUUUUUUUUAAAUGAGAACGUGGUCAUGUAAUACAUUAUUUCGAUACAGAGAAAAAAUGGCGGAAACCGCACAUUGAUAUCUCAACCCGUAAAAGUUUGUUGAUCUGAAAGAUAUAAAUUAUGUUGUAUAUUAACCAGCUGAAAUCAUGUGUCAGCGCAUGAAGGUCUGUCUGUGUGAUAGCUUUCAAAUAGCCUCAGUUGAUGUUAUGAAUGAAUGAAUGGAAAAUUGUAAUUGCGUGCAACGAAUUCUUCAGCUGACUAAAUCAAAACAAAUUUUUUUCUUAUGCACUUUCAAUGUUAUCUGCUAUAUCCUGAAAAAGGACGAAGGAGUGUGUCAACUUUGUUGUCCAACGAACUUGACCUGUAAAAAGGUUCGAAGAAUACCUAUUCAAAAUUUGAAGCUGAUUGAUCAAUUCUUUCUAAAGCUAUUGAAGAACAUACAAACAGACGGACAACGACUUUGGCCUCCAGUAAAUCAAAAGUGAGAACUCGCUAACGCUCGUUCAAUAAUUAUUGAAAUAUAUUUAUACAAUAUGGUAUUCAUGUUUAUACAUAACGAUUAUGUGAUUCAUAUGGUAGUCUUUAUUAGUAUUUGAUCUCUGUCGAAUUAUGAAUUAUGUGUGUAUGCUGUAUGGUAUUCAUAUAAUUAAGUUGUCAAAUUAAAACUAUCAUACCUAUGUCUAUCAACUAACUAUCUUGGUAUCUUGUAAAAUAUAUCUUCAAUGUCAGAUAACUUAUGUAAAUAAAAAAAAUUGUGUUCGUACGA